Messenger RNA from Ipomoea triloba (trilobed morning glory), 1512 nucleotides. Its product is annotated as neuroguidin. The transcript is spliced from 8 exons. Lineage: Eukaryota; Viridiplantae; Streptophyta; Magnoliopsida; Solanales; Convolvulaceae. Gene Ontology annotation, biological process: maturation of SSU-rRNA from tricistronic rRNA transcript (SSU-rRNA, 5.8S rRNA, LSU-rRNA). The record is from RefSeq and is a predicted model, not a curated record. Bases 357 to 1310 code for a protein of 317 amino acids. Gene Ontology annotation, cellular component: nucleolus; small-subunit processome.
GGUUUUAGAAGGGGUUUUCUGCGUUUUCGUACACUAGUCCAAGCUCAUAUCUACAACCCUAAAUUUAUGCAGGAGAACGCCGGGAAGAUCAGACAAACAAAGAGCAAUACCCAGCUGAUCAAGGCUGUGGGAUAGGCGUUAGGGUGUAUCGCAGCGUUUUCGGGGAAAAAGGAAUGCAGGGAUCAAGCUAAAACAAAGCAAGACGCGCACCUAUCCAGCAUAAGAGGAAGGAGGAGCUAGCUGCAUAAAAGAUACAAGGGUAAAGACAUUGCCUCAACCUCUCACAAUUCGUCGAUUACAUUUACAAACCUGAACUACACAAGCUUCCCCUAACUGGUAGAUUGGUAAAAUCUAUAAUGACCGAGGCUAAGACAACAUCGGACAUGGACGAAGGAAUUAGCAGACAAGCUCCUCAGCUGAUUGGGGUUCUGAAGGAAAUGAAAGAAGGUUUGGAUACAGUGAGGUCCAAGGUGCAGGCUUUGACUACAAAGGUCAAAGCGAAUCAGUUUCCCACUGCAGAUGGGAUAAGUUAUCUUGAAGCCAAACAUCUUUUACUUCUGAACUAUUGUCAGUCACUGGUCUAUUAUUUGCUACGCAAGGCCAAAGGGCUUUCGAUUGAUGGACAUCCAGUUGUUCAGAGUUUAGUAGAGAUAAGACUUUUUCUGGAGAAGAUGCGUCCAAUUGAUAAGAAGAUGCAAUAUCAAAUUCAGAAACUCACUAGAGUAACUGAAAGUGUAUCUGAGAAAUCUGUUUUGACUGAAAAAGGAUCAGAUACAACUCAGAAAGAGGACCUGUUGAAAUAUCGUCCAAAUCCUGAAAUGCUCACCAGCAAAACAACACCAGAGGACUCUACUGGUGUAUAUCGACCACCAAAACUUGCACCUGCUAUCAUGAAUGAAGAUAAGACGUCAAGGCAGGAGAGAAAUGCUUUGAGGAAGGAGCAAGAGAUGCUUCGACAGGCUAAACAAAGCACAUAUAUGAAAGAGUUGAUAGAUGAUAUUGAGGGAAGACCCGAAGAGUGGAGAGAGGCGGUUGGAACUGAGAGUAGAGAACUUAAACGGUACAUGGCUAAGAUGGAAAAACGUGCACAACAAGAAGAAGAGCAAUUCUCUCGUGCUCCUCUCACGAAAUUGGAGAAAAAGAAAAUGAAACAUCUAAAGAAGUCACGAAAUGGGUUGCUUGGCCUGACUGAGAGUUUCUAUGAUGAGAUCAAGACUUUACCUUUUGAAGAAGGUGUUUCCGAUCAUAAGGACUUGGGAAGUAGUGCUACUGUUGAAAGAAAGCAGAAGAAACGUAAGAGAAAGAACUAACCAACUCGAAGAUACUGGACCAACAGAUUUCACUUGAGGAAUGGUUAAAUGCCUCUUCAUAUAGUUUAUCAAGCAGGAAUUGCUUUGGUUUUUUUUUCCUCAAAUGUUUGUUACUAUUAAAAAUGUAUUCUACAAGGCAAGAAAAUUUAGCACAUUACCUUGAGAAAUUUUGGAUAAAUAAAGAGUAGUGGGUGUUUUACAA